CGAACAUUUUAAGUAUUACCAAUGGUAUUACACAUCAAUAAUAAACAUGGACACAAAUUAAUGAGUCAUAUCGCGCCAGGAAUGGCAUAUAGUCGACGAUCGUAAUACCAGCUCACGAAAAUGACACAAAUUGAAAUUUGGGAGCAGCGCUCAAGCGCUGACGAUACCUCAAGCUCAGAUGUAGAGCGAACUGAAAACCGUCUACCGUUAUUUGGUAAGAUACUGUCAGCUACAGGCAAAAUCAGACCGCCAUCGCCCAAGGAAUCGUCAACCGAAUCUGAAAGUACCAGUGAAACGGAAUCUGAAGCUGUUACAGUAGAAAGUGAAAGUGACUAUACAACCGCUGAAGAAAGCAGCAGUGAUUAUGAUGAUGAUUGGAUACGGUUGCAGUCAAUUCGCGCCAAUAAUAAACAAUCGCCAGCUUCAUACGCAGAUUGGAAAUUAUUACCCAGAGCGUGGGAUAGCGUUUUCUAUAUAUCAGCAAUGCAUAAUAUGGAAAAUAGAGAACAACGAUUCUUCUACUGUAUCAAAGUACAACAUGUAAACGAACGCAUAUCACGUGCAAGUGGAUUGGGUAAUAUAACCAUGUACACGCCGAAAUUCACACUGAAAGCGGGUGAAGAUAUGAAGUUACCCACGCCGUUGUUCAUAUGGCGUAAAAGAAGACUUACCCUGCCAUAUGGGCAGUUGCAACAUUACUCCAUAGAAAUUGAACUGUGGAAAACACAUCGCAUGAGAAUCAACUCGCUACACGCAUCGCAAAGAAUAACGUUCCAAGAAAUAAUUGAACGGAAUUCUAACUUCAAUAUUACAUUGAAUAUGCACAUACCCCAAGUUACCAGAGAAGGUACUGUAAGGGAAGAGGAAUCUGGUGCCCUAACUGAAUUGUCUGAACGUAGGUACCCAGUACAUAAGAUAUCAGUGUUCCUACUACUAGAGGAGGUGUUCGACUUCUUCUUUGUGUUUGAAAAUUGGUGGUUUACAAUGUCACCAGAACUACCGGAUGCCGUUAAAACGUUGCCAAAGACUUUAAAGAUAUCGGUACCUACUGCAAUGGGCAGCUAUAAUCAAAGUAGUACCACCGAAGCCUCAGAUAGUGCAUACUGGUCAGCCCCGGGGACAUUUAAGUUCCAAGGCACCCUGAGACAACUGAAAUAUGCGUCCUUUACGACCAAAGUUUACUGUGUCCACAAGACAAGGUUCUUUGUCAAACCGCCAGCGCUAUUAGGUACAUGUGUACUAUCACUAAAAUCAGUACAGGAACUACCGCUAGUACGUGGUGUAGUGAAGAAACUAACACUGGGUUCGAGGAACAUGUUUAGCGGUACCAUACAGGGCAAUAUCAGAUGUUGUAUUAAGAGCGCGUCCAUAAGCUUUUUUGAAGAUUUGAAAGUAAGACCAGCACAACCAAUCACAGGUUCCGCGUUAAUUACACAACUUGAUUGUAGGUGCCACUACCUUGUGGUUAGAGUACUGAGAUGCGCAAGCCUACCUGCCUCUAAUACAGAUUCAAAUACAUCGGAUCCCAUGGUCAAAGUUAAGUGGGAUGGAAUUGUCAACUGCACCGGCGUAGUGGAGUCAACAGUGUCACCAAUAUACAACCAGAAUAUGUACUUCCCAAUACAUCUGGUGGAUCACCGUGAGCUGAUUGACCCAGCAUUAAUCAAACACAGCCUACCAGUAGACAUGUCAUCAAAGGGGCCUGUAAUGGUGGAAGUAUGGGACCACGAUGAAACAUCUAGUGAAUUCCUAGGGUCAGUGGAAGUGUCGUUGUCAAAACUGUACACUAACGGUGUAAUGCAGCGAAGAAGCCUUGUUGACGGUAUAUUCAGUGCCGGAUCGUACGAACCUGAAUUAGAUGAUGACGAUGAUUUAUCUAACGAGGAAAUGGAAAUGACAUAUACAGGAGAUGACGCAUCAGAAGUCCCAUAUAGACGUCAUAUGACACGAGUUUAUGAAGCUACCCUGCCGCUUACAGGUGCCACCGUGGCAUCGCGAGGAAGAAAGCCUACAGUAUCAAUGGAAAUGUAUAUACUGCCUCCUAUGCCCACCGAUCUCUACAUACCGGAUGAAGGGAAGAAGGUCAUGCGCACCGAUAUAUACCGUGAUCUAAGUAGAAGGUGGAAUAGAGACUUUGAUGCUUGGCAGGUUGCAUACUGCGACAAAUAUACAGCAGCUGUAAGUUCAAGACGGUUCACAUGCGUCACAAAGUGCGCAUCAAAUGUACAUGAAGAUAUGCAAUCGGAUCUUAUACCGCUAUGCUGUUUCGUGAAACCCAUACAAGUUUAUAUACAGCUGUCACCACCGGGAGAACUCAUGCACUGGAUAUCUAACUUCACUUUUAAAGAAGAUAGUAUGGUCAACGUAGGCACGAAAUUGUUAAUAGAAUCAUGGCAAAUGCCAUCAAGGUUUGUACUUACACGAAAAGGUGGUUUACAUGACAGAGCAUUACUGCUAUGUAGCUGUUUGCUUGGUCUGGGCUAUGAUGCCUACGUAUGCAAAGGGACACUCGACAACGGUAAGAGAGAACACUGCUGGGUAAUGACACGACAUUCCGAUGGAACUGUCACCUUCUGGGAAACAGCGAAUAAACGUAUGUGGCAUCUGCCGCAACGAUGGAAGACACAGAUACCAGUAGAGAAAAACAAAGAAGACAAGGUCAUGGAAACAGGAAGUUACCAAGAAAUAAAUCCAAAACAAGCUGAAAAUGUGAAUAAUCAACCUAAGCAUGUAAUGACUAAAAGGAAACAAGCUAAACGUUUGAUGGAUUGUGAGAUUUAUGGAAGUGACUAUGUAGCAGAUGUGAAAGUUGACCUCCACUCAAUAUUCAGUGGAAAUGAGUUCAUCGCAGAUGGCAAAGUAUCAUUGCCGAAACAUACCACUUUCCUAGUAGACAAACAGCAAUAUGAAAAGGCAGCACGCAGAAGAAGUACCUUCGACCCCAAGGCGCAUUUGCUAGUAGAAGGAAAGACGUUGGUGCAUCUACCUUAUUCAACAAUCGAGGUAAUUUUUAAUGAUAAACAACUCUGGGGAAAUCUACAGUUCCAGCAUCCAGGAUGUAUCACUUAUGACCUUGAAUUAAAUGACCAAUGGAAACCAUUUCUUCAGGCGCCUCCAGUAAAUACAUUUAUGCCAGAUGUGCAAAUCACUGCUCCGGCACCUUCUUCAGUCUGCGGAGCUACUGCAAAAGAAAUAUAUGGAGAUAUAGUAGAAAUGAUUGAGUUGAUGUACGCCCAAAAAGGUCGUGUUGCAAAUGUGGCAAAAGAUCAACAGAUGGAUGAACGGUUGGAAUCGUUGAUCGAUCUGUUGGAGUUCAGACAAAGAUUGGAUCCUCAGUUUGAUCCAGGGAUGCCACCACAUCUUAAAGGUUGGAGUACAAAAAACCAAGCUAAACCCAAGUACGUCAAACCCGAAAUAAAGAAAAAGGCAGCUUUAAAAGUUGAUGCAAAUCAAGAUAUGGAAGAAAAUGAUGCUAAGUUACCAGCGACAGUGACUGGACAUGUUGGAGGUGGUGGUUCCCAAGAGAAAAUAGAACAAAUGCGAAGUAUGAUGGAAACUGCAAAUGUACUUGCUGAAGGCGUAAAAAAACAAGACAAAGGUCAGCCGACUGAUGAUGGUUACGAUUCUGAUGAAACAAUGGCUUCAACAGACGAUAGCGUUGAUUUUAACACUGCCAUUGUUACUGUACACAACAAAGAACGGACAAAGGAUAAGGUAUCACCGGCACAACCACGAACCAUGCCCCCAAGAAGAAAUGUUGGUUUGGUCGCGAGACUUAAAGCCAUUGUAUUCCCAGCUCCCAAACAUAACGCUAUGUAUAAUGAAGAUGCAAUAGUGUUAUUCAAAUCGCAAGCAAACAAUCGACCUUGGACGGCCAAAAUAUCUCCAUCAGGAUUUCGUCUGAAGAAGCCUAUGCCCAAAAUCAAGGAACCUGAAUUUGACAUUUUCAAGGUACUGUCUAAUGCUUCACAACAUCUGGACAUUGGCAAUGUGCAAGAACAUUCAGAGUAUAGCUAUAAAUUGGAUUCCAGUGAUUGCAUCCAACUGGAAGAUGAUAUGGAGGUGCCCACACCGACUUCUGUAAUCGAGGAUAUAUCAGAAACAUUGCCGUGGAACCAUCCAUUAUCUGAUUAUAGGCAAUGUAUAAAUCUGGCAGUUCACCUUAAGGCGCCAGUGGUAAAGUCGAAGCCUGAGCCACAACCUAAAAUGGAAACAGGUUUCAAUCGCAGAGUCCAAAAAAGGAAAAUGAAACUAUCCGAACGGAAGGGAGGAUUUAUGAAAAGAAUAAUUGGUAAAUUCAAACUACAGGAGACUCCUGAUGCACACGCCAUGCCACAGUUCAUGGUCGAUAUGCAAUCUGUCAUUAAAGAACCCAGGCUUACACAGAAUUACGCCGAUCACCCGUUCCCAAUACCUAAAGAAUACUUGAUACAUCAAAGUAAACAACUGUCCAAGUGGAAUUGGUAUUAUAACAUGGAAGCACGUCAAUUUGCUUGGAGGCGUCACUUGCCAAUCCCUCACAAUCACACUUUUGUCGGCGUACCCAUACACUUUUCAACCAGCGACAUAAAUGAUAUUAGGCACUUGAUGCAUUACAGCAAACGCUGUAAGAAGAUGCUAGUACCCAACGUUGAUCGUUGCGUCAACGUAGUCUACGUUAAGGUAUACCCACUCCUGGGAGGAGUAUUCUCAACGUGGAUAUUCCUAGGUUGUCACGUACCAUGGAAUAUACAGUAAAUUAUCAAAUUAAUCGUAAUAUUUACAUCUAUAUUCAUUAGCGUAACUCUAUGUUAAACA
Messenger RNA from Babesia bovis T2Bo, 4797 nucleotides. RefSeq lists its product as uncharacterized. NCBI's taxonomy places the organism in Eukaryota, Apicomplexa, Aconoidasida, Piroplasmida, Babesiidae. Bases 121 to 4737 code for a protein of 1538 amino acids. The record is from RefSeq and is a predicted model, not a curated record. The transcript is spliced from 2 exons.